ACCAGUAGAAGCGCGGAAAAGGGUUCAACUAAGGAAUUGAGCGGACGUCGUAGUCACGGCAGCUACUGGGUAGAAAGAAGAGAACAUAGUUGUCCAGCUUCAGGCUACCGUGUCCAGUGAGUCUUUAUGUCCUUUCACAACUGCGGAGCCACCAUCUUCUCACCGGACAGCGACUCACUGUUGCUGCCUUUGCUGUUAGUGGAGCGGUAAUAAGAGCGCGUGAGGCUCAAGUCGCAAACGGAACAGCCUCUUGGUUUCACAGCUGCCUAAGCCGAGAAGAAGUUUGUCUCACUUCUUGAACGCAGAAGAGAAACUAUGAGCAACAGGGAAGACGAAUAUGACUACCUCUUCAAAGUGGUGCUGAUUGGAGAUUCCGGCGUAGGGAAGAGUAACCUGCUGUCGCGCUUCACCCGUAAUGAAUUUAACCUAGAGAGCAAGAGCACCAUUGGGGUGGAGUUUGCGACACGCAGCAUUCAAGUCGAGGGGAAAACCAUCAAGGCUCAGAUCUGGGACACGGCGGGACAAGAGCGAUACCGUGCUAUCACUUCUGCGUACUAUCGCGGGGCGGUGGGAGCUCUCUUGGUUUACGACAUUGCCAAACACCUGACUUAUGAAAAUGCUGAGCGCUGGCUAAAAGAGCUGCAGGACCACGCUGACAGCAACAUAGUGAUUAUGCUUGUUGGAAACAAAAGUGACCUGCGCCACUUAAGGGCAGUGCCUACAGAUGAAGCCAAGGCCUUUGCAGAGAAGAACGGCCUGUCUUUCUUGGAGACGUCGGCUUUAGACUCGUCUAAUGUGGAGCUGGCUUUCCAAACUAUUCUCACAGCCAUCUACAACAUCGUGUCCCAGAGGCAGAUGUCGGGCCGAAACGACUCCGACUUCUCACCGGCCUCCAACGUCGUGCCCAUCACAGUCGAGCCCACCCAAAACUCAUCCAGUAAAGGCUGCUGCCAGUCCAACUGAGACCAAAUCACAGGGUUGGGGGGGUUGGAGG
This is a messenger RNA of Cynoglossus semilaevis (tongue sole), 994 nucleotides long. It is a transcript of the gene rab11al, whose product is annotated as RAB11a, member RAS oncogene family, like. Gene Ontology annotation, molecular function: GTP binding; GTPase activity. The transcript has 5 exons. The coding region runs from base 316 to 963 and encodes 215 amino acids. The record is from RefSeq and is a predicted model, not a curated record. NCBI's taxonomy places the organism in Eukaryota, Metazoa, Chordata, Actinopteri, Pleuronectiformes, Cynoglossidae.